GAGGAAAGCCGCGGGCGCCCGUAUAUACGUAUAUUACAGACGGGCCCGGCAGAUAACCGGAACAGUUUUCCCGCCGGACGUUUUCUUAGUACGCCACUAGCACGCCACUCGUGCGCCACCGUAUCAUUUACUUCAGACGCACCCGAACACGACACCCGGCAACACGACGGCGACCGCGGCGACAGCAUCAUAAUAAUAAUAAACAAUAUUUUAAUAUUCCGUCGUUCGUGUUAUAAUAAUAUUUAUCGUUCGUUACCGGCAGUCGUUUACCGGGAACCGACCAGUCCGCGUACACUCCGCUGCCAAAUUCACCACCGUCCGGAGACGUUCGGUUUAUUUUUCUUUUUUUUUUUUUUUUNAAUAUUUAUCGUUCGUUACCGGCAGUCGUUUACCGGGAACCGACCAGUCCGCGUACACUCCGCUGCCAAAUUCACCACCGUCCGGAGACGUUCGGUUUUUUUUUCUUUUUUUUUUUUUUUUGGCGCGAAAUUAAUCGGGCCGCCAAAAAGACGAGCGUUUUUUGUUCCCCCGUCUAAAAUCCACCGACGUCGUCGCGAACUAUGGGAUUUUUCAAAGGUAAGCGGUCUGUUGUCAUUCGUUGAUUUGUCUUUAGUCCCGAUGCAAAAAAAAAAAAACCACAAAAAACGUCUCCUGCAGUAAGAAUAGUAUUAUGACAAUACACUCGUACACUGUAUUACAGUCGUACUACUACAGCCGCCCUUCGCCUACCCCCUAACCGGCCCCCCACAAACAAUUGUUGAUUUGUUUUUUUUUUUUUUUAAAUAUUUUUUUCAACAGCGGAUUCAUCGAUACUGUUUAUAUAUUAUUAUUGUUGUUCUAGGCCGCUAAUAUGUACACCGUGCACAGUAAAUAGGUAUAGAUUGCUAUCGGAAAAUUGUCAGAAUAUGUCCGCUGCCAAUGGUUCGUAUCAUAUAAUAAUAAUAAUUAUUAAUGUUAUAAAAUAUCGUUUCCGAAUUCGCGUAAAAAAAAAAAAAAAGAUUAUUUAUUUAUAAACGAUUUUCCGAUUGCAUGGUGUUAUUUAUUUUUUGUAUAUUGGACCGCUCGUUUUAGAAACGUAAUUAUUUUUUGGUUUUUUUUUUUUUCUAUUACCGUUGUUAGCAGCAGCCCUUAUACAGAACCUAACUACACUUACAUAUAAUACAACACUAUAGCCCGUUUCGGACACUCGUGCCUAAUAUUCACGUGUCGUCCGAGUAUUAUUUUUCAUUGUUAUUAUUAUUGUUAUUUUUUAUUUUUUUUUUUUUUGCACGGUUUGUUUUUUUACCGCCGUACCGACGCCGGUUCCUCGCCGACGAAAUUGCGUACGCUCGGACAAACAGAAUACACUAUCGUUGUACGCGCCCGGUGUUUUUCACUGUGACCGUUUCGCUUUUCGUCGGGGGUGGGGGGAAGGUGUUCGAAAAACCCCAGACAUUUGGCUUCCCGAGCCCCCCCCCCUCCUUAGUCGCGCCCUAUGGACAUGCGUCCGUUACAGCGUAGUUUGCAUACGCGUUUUUGUCGGACCAAAAACGGACAACCGACGUGAAAAAUAAAGUCGUUUGAAUUGAAGUGAAAAAAAAAAAAAAAAAAAAAAACCCCGCACACCGUCGCAAUAUAUUUUAUCGACGGGACGUACUUUACCGGCUCGUUGAAACGGUUGACACGCGGUGCUUGCGCACGACCUACACGGUCCGUGCACGAACGAUAUUGUUCGCAAACAAACCGCGCCCGCUGAAGUGUACAUAUAUAUAUCGGUUAUAAUCACUCGUAAAAAUCGUAUUUUAAUUGAAAAAAAAAAAUUAAUAAUUAAUAAUUAUAAUAACGACGCGCGUAUUUGAAACGGAACGGUUUCGACGACGCUAUCGGUAAUCGAUGACAAUAGAAAAAAAAAAAAAAAUGUAUAUUAUAUAUCCACUCGAACCGCUGGGCGAACGCGCAAUAUCACAACCGUCCGUCCCAGACGUUCUUGACAUUCGCGCCGCCGCCGCCGCCGCAGUGUUGAAUUACGUGCGCGCGAAAAAGGCGCGCGAAUCGCGUCGAUUUGUCGACCGAAUGGCCAGAGCGCCAACAACAGCGAACGCACUUGCGGAUUACAUAAAUCCGUAGGCAGCUCCCGUUAGAACACGCGCAACGUACACAGCGCAGUGGCGGAUCUGCGUAUUUCGAGCGUGUUUUUUCGCGUGAACGAAAUCGGUUUGAACCCCCCCCCCCUUCCCCCUUACUCUUCUUUUCAGUUAUAAUAACUCGGAACGUUUGUUUCGGCACCGAUUUCGAGUACGUUUUUGUCACAUCAUUUAUAUGUAUCAUGUGUGAUUUACCGUUUCCCGGGGAAAAAGUGUUCAGAGUAACGGUUUUGUACAGGGCCCCCGUACUAGGCGUUUGUCCGGGCCCUUUACAAAACUUCCAACAAUACAAUUUACCAUAAAUUAUUAAAAAUCAAGAUUCAUAAACAUUUUGAUAAUAAUAAUGUUUUUUUUUUUAAAUUUUUUAUGAUAAUAUUAUCUAAAUGAAAACACGAUAAUUUCUAGGUAAUCAAUGGUUAACACCCGCACUUUAAUAUAUCAAAAUGACUAAAUAUAUGUAUAUCAUAAAUUAUAAUUAUUAUUAUUAAAAUUAUUAUUAAAAAAUUAUUAUUACUAUUAAAAUUUGAAAAAUUACAUAUUCAUUUCAACAGCCCCUUGUAGGUGCCCUGAUUUUGUACAAAGUUUACAACAAGCGAGCGAAUUGAAUUUUGUGAAUACACCGUUACAAUGCAUCGUUUAAACCGAACAAAUUGCGCACGAGAUAAAAUUUAAAAAAAAAAUAAAAAAGACGGAUAUACUUCGCACGAGAGUGCAGCUACUGUUGUAGGUAGGAAGUCGGGAAGAUAGGAUACCGAUGGGAAUUUAAUGUACAUCUGUAAGCAACGGUGAACCAUUGCUAACAAAAAAACGAUUCUGAACGGAGUUCAGUUAUUAGUGUAGCUUUGUCAAUACAAUAUAUGGUAUAUAUCAUAUUAUGGUAAAGUGAUUACAACAAUGUGCGUUUCCGUGAUAACAAUGAUUGUUUAAAAAAUAUUAAAAUAAUACAAACUUAAUAAUAGCAAAAAAUAAAUAAAAACGGUUGCAAAUGACAGUCUUGUUUUUAAUCUUUCAAUCUUUUUUAACCUAAAGACCGAGGUUUUACUCAUUAUCUCGAAUAUUAGUGAGAAUUUCAAAAAAUUAUCUUUUUAAAGUAUUACCCGGAGAACGUUUCCUUUCAGAAAAAGUGCUAUACUUGCUAAUCGGAGUAUGAUUUCUGGUAGAAAAAGUGUUUACAUAAAAAAAAUAAACAUCAUUGUAAAAACAAUACACUCCUCGCUUCAUUCAGAAUUUAAUAUCCCAAAAAUCGACUUACGUCCUUCUAUCCGCGGGAACGAACAUAAAAAUAAUAAUAUUGCCGUCCCCCUCUCCCCCUCCCCCCGUUACAGUCAGACGGAGACGACAAAACGCGUUCUCGACGUAUGAUAGGUAAUAUAAUGUACAUUAGGUACCGCGAUAUUAUAAGUACUUUAAACUCGUCGACCGAAAAAAACAACAACCCGCGGAAAUUAUCGACGAUAGGCGUUUAGCGAAUAGCAUUAUUACGAUAAUACGACGGUGAUUACGGUGCUCUAAAUACCACCUAAAAUGUACCCAUUAAUCUGGUCAAGGACUCGUAUUUAUAUAUUUAUUAUGAAACGCGAAAACUACGAGAUGAACAAAUUUUAAUCUCGUGAUUCUCGAACAACACGUUAUAAAAUGUUAAUUAAGUGUGCAUGAAAAAAAAAAAAAAAAAAAAAUGAAUAACAAUAAAAAUAAUAACUGUUCAAACAAUAUAUUAUUACCGUGCACAGGGUGAUUCGCUAAGCGUGCUUACCGCAUUCGUAUGAUUAAAUUUUGCGUACAUUAAAAUUCUGGUUUUCGGAAUUUUCGAGUGCAGUUAAAGCCGGCAUUUUCGAAUACACAGAUUUCUCACAGCAUUUAUGGAGCACGAUGCGGCGAUGCCAACUGCGGUUUUUGCGUGGAAAAUUUGUCCAGACAGAAAAAAUUAUAAAAAAACGUUCUAGGAUAAUGGGGACGAGUGCAGACACUAUUAUAGGUAAUUUAAUGUACACCUGUAAGGAACGAUAAACCAUUGCUAACAAAAAAAACGAUUCUGAGCGGAGUUCAGUUGUUAGAGAUGAAUUUUCAACAAUAUAUAUUUGACAUAUUAUAUUAAAAUAAUUAAAUAGGCUUUAUAUAUUUUUUUAAAAUAAUAUUUGUUUAAUGGUGUACCGAUUUUCUCGUUUUUCCCGGUAUUUCACAUUUGUUGAGAAAAUUGAAAAAUGACCUCCUUAAAGUACCUGCCUUUCAGAAAAAGUGCUGCAUUUAAACAUCGGAACUAGAUUUUUGAUAGAAAAGUCGCACACAGAUAAAAAAAAAAAAAAACAUCUUUGUAAAACCAUUUAUUUGUGUAACCAUCUGAUUUACAAUAUUAACAUUAAAACGUGUACUAGAUUCUCGUCCGAAAAACCAAAGUCGGUAUCGCUACUCCUAGAGUGUCGUGAAAAACCUAAAAUAGUCGAAAAUAUCCACGCAUACACUUCAAAAUUCCGAAAAAUCGGAAUAAUUCGAAUGCAUUCGAAAUGUAACGGUACAAAACGGGGUGACCGCGCUGAACGAAUCACACUCUAUACACGUCGGACGACCGUUCGAAAAAAUGUUUCGAGUAUUAAUUUGAUUUUUGCACCGUUCGACGUUGUAAUAUUACACAGCGCGUUUAUCGCCAACGAAAUGUUUUAUAAUACCGGUUAUUAUGUCGUGUAGUAUUACCUGUUAUAUAGGUAUACGUACAUCUGCUGUAUAAGCUACAAACGAUAUUAUAACAUAGGUAUACCGACCUCGUUAUGAAACACGGUGAACACGGUUUUACGCGAUUUUCGCUUUUCGUUUGGUACAUUAUCCGGUUUAUAUAACACAGUGUGUAGUAUAGCGUCGUACGUGUGCGUGUGUAUUACAAACGAGCACACAGACAAAGGUACGACGACGUGCGAUGCCGGGUGAAAAUAAUAAUAAUACAAAUACAAAUAUGUAAAAGUCCGCGGUGUUUUUUUUUUAAUGAUACAGGGCUCGGGAUUUUUACCGCUAAACAUCUACAGAAAAAAAGGGCUUAAAAACGUUAAGGAGAACCCAGAAAAAACAAAUUAAAAAACAUUUUUAAAAGCGAAAAUAGUAGAGAUUAGUACUUUUACAUUUCUACCAUUCGCCUCUGACGGCUCUUUUCUGACGCUACACAAACGGUUGACGCCAAGUCGUUUUAGGCGGACAGCUUUUCUUCCAGCAAUUUUGCUCCGAAAUUUUCAAGUGAACACCCAUCUUUUGAUUUAUUUUCAUUUACUUGCAUUUACUACUUUAUUUAUUUGCGUACAUUAACUUAACGAGUAAUAGGUGUGAGCUGUAUCACACGUUGAUAAGUUAAUUUUUCAGUUUUAACACAAUAUUAUAUUAAAUGUACCUAUAGAUAGAUACCCAUAAUGUCCAUAAUAACUGUGAUUUUUUUUUUAACCGUUUCUUCCCGGUUUUUUUUUUUUGGAGCGGGAGGUGAGAAGGAAGGUUGAAUUUAUAUUCCACUCGAUUGCAUUAACAUGUGUGUUUAACAUUGAUUAAAAAAAAAAAAACUAAACAAAACAUAAUUAUAAUUCAAUUUUAAAAUAAAUAUUUCCCUUUGCUUGAUUAUUUUACGAAAUUGUUGACUUUUAACCGCGUCGACUCAUAUUGUUAAACUCGUUGACCCGUGUCAACUUUAUUUUUUCAAUCGACUCAAUCAUAACAAUUAAUAUUAAAUUCAUCAACUUGUUCAUCGUGACGCGUAGCAGCAUUUCGAACCGUUUUGAACACGUGUAACGUCGUGAUAUAGAUAGAUCUCACCUGCGACACAAAACCUUCGAGAUCUCGAACACAAUAUUACAAGGGUCGGAAAGGGUUUUCAACAUUUGUUUAAAACGUUCAGAAAUUAAAUCAGAACUACUCAAUAAUGAAAACACUUAUACUAUUUUAUAGUCACUAUUCAUUUCGAACGUCCGAAUGGAAAUAAACAGUUCCCUAUUACUUUUGGAUAAAGAGGCGAUGAUAUUUUCUUCAAUUCUUUAAUAUUUCGUUAUUGGUGGUGGUAUGGUUGCGACGCGAGUUGUGUUUUUAUGAUAUUUCCGAAAAAUAAUGUUUAAAACAACGCGUUCGUUCGCAAUUGAAAACGAUCGUUUUUUUUUUUUUUUUUUUUUUAUACAUUUUAUUCGGAACAACUCUCCGCCUAAUGAUAUUUUAUUAGGUGCGCCGGAAAUGUACACCCGCGGUGUUUUAUCCGUGCCGGCGAAACGUUUCCACGCGCGCGGUCCAUUGACGCCCCUGACAACCCGCCGCCAGUAUAUCGCGCCGCGGCGUCGUGAUCGAACUGUGCGCUCUAAUGACGCCGUCAUAUAUGUACGCCGCCGCCGCCGCCGAGCGUAUUAUUUUAUUGCGAACGGGCGAAAUGCGAAAUCGUCAACACCGACGUCGUAGCCAACCCCAUCCGUAGCGGCACGUGGCGAAGUCGCGCGCGCGUAUUAUGAAGUUCGUCGGGUAGCACGACGGCCGUUUUCGGAGCUGUCCGCGACGGCCGCGCGGCGCGGAAACAAUAUUCCGAAAAACGCGUUCCCCGUUUCGUUUUGCGACGCGUUGUUUGUUGGCGUUUACGCGCGAAAACCGUAACCGAGCGGAUGUCAAACGACGGUUUCUAAACUUCGACCGGCGUUCGUCCGCGCCCCUAGCCCCAUUUUCACUAUAACUGUACCAGUUUUUUCGGGUCGGUACCUUUGCCCCCCCCCCCUCCGCCUUUAAAUGUGCCACUGGUCGUGCUUACCAUAAUAGGACUGCUGCACCCUCCCAACGAACGAAUGGAUUGACCGUAAGUCGUGUACGUCCAACCGUUCGCGACCCACCCGUCUGCCCGACUUCGGCCCAAGUCGCGCAACUGAUUUGGGUGUAGGUACAAUAGUCCGAGGCAAAUAUUCCACUAAAUAUUAUAAUAUUAUUGUCGAACGUCCUCCGCCGCGUAGCAGCAACGUGCCGCCGGCGUCGGUGAAUUGAUUUUUUUCGGUGGUGACGAUGUUUGACGGCGGUGACGCACAUCGCGAUUCGAACUGCGUAAUUCACCGUGUUCAUUGUUACCUACUAUUGUAACGACGAAAUGAGACCGGCGUCCCGAACAUUAUAAUAAUAAUAAUAUGAAAUAGGUGCCUAUCUCGCGUAAUCGAAUACCAAGGUUAAUGUUUCAUUAAUCGUCCAAUUUAUCAUAGGUGCAUCGUAUAGUCGCGUUAUAGUAAACAAUGUAAUUAUUAUUGUCAAUAAACGCCACAUCGGUCAACAUUUACGGGAGCACCGGCCACUGGCGGCAGUGUGACGCGACCUCAAAUUCCGGCGAGUAACGUUUCGUAAUCGCAAUUGAUUAUUCAUCGAUAUUCGUUUCUGCGGCGCUUCAUCAACGCCGAAAAGUGUCACGAAAUGUCGCAAAAGCGUACGGCGGUUUAGGUAUAACUUGCACGGCAUACAUUUUGUUGCAUGGGCGAAGUUAAAUAAAGAAGAAAAUAGAGCUGAUAUUGGGGACGGGCGCGGCCAUUGUUGUUGGUGAGAAGUACAUAAGUUUAGUCCAUUUAUAUCUAUAAGCAACGAUAAACCAUUGCUGACGAAAGACGAUUCCGAGCGCAGUUCGGUAAUACCAUAAUAUGAAGUGUUUUUUUUAACAUAAAACGUUUUUUUUUCCGAUUAUUAUGAAAACUAAUUCGAAAAUCAAUAAAACGAACUACAUUAUUAAAAACAAGAUUAAUAAUUCAACAAAUAAGGUCACUUGUCGUUUUUCAAACGUUUUUCCCGAUUAAGCGCUUUUAUUUAAAAAAUGGCGUCGAAAAUCAAAACAUGACCUGUUCCAAGUACAAUCUAGACAAUUUGAGCAGAAAAAUUGCGGUUCAUAAAGAUCGGAGCAAGUUUACUAGGAAAAUACGUGUCCACAGAAUAGAAUGAAAAAAAUAAAUAAACAGCAUUGAUAAACAAAUAGCUCCCUUGCUACGCUCGAAAUCUGAAAAAUCCAUUAAGUUAAAAUCCCAGAAAUAUGAAUUAACUAUCUUAGUACCCUAUAAUACCUUUUCUUAAAAGUGUUAAUACAAUUUUAGAUUCCAAAUGCAACGAUGAAUGUAUUUGUUUUACUCUGAUGUGUGCUUUUCCCCCCUAUCUGUUUACAAUUUUUUCACCAGAAACUUUACCUUGAUUCUCGAGUAUAACAUCUUAUGACUUUUUCUGAAAGUCUAGAUAUUAGAAAGUUUAUUUUUUAAAUUUUAUUUUGAUUUUACUUUCGGUUUUCUUAAUAAUUGGGAAAAAUAUAAUAAAUAUUCGAAUGUUAUAUUUCAUAAUCGAUUAACUUUGAAUUUCAAUCGGAUUUCAAUUGGAAAAUUAGUAAUUCCAUCGUGUUUUCAAUCUGUGACAAACUGCACGGAUUGAACAGAUUCCGAACCACUGAAUAGAUUUUGUUAAAAUUUUGAAAGGAGAUCGAUUAUAUCCUGAGAAAGGACAUAGGCUACAUUUAUUCGUCCGGGGCAGCCAUCUUUACAGUAAUCUAUUACUGUUAUCAUAUACGGGAAAAGAUAUUAUAAAUGUCUACGUGGACAAAGUUGCACAUGGACGAAGCCGCGUAAUACAGCUAGUAUAUAUAUAUUAAGUAGAUAUGCUUCAAUAUACAAAAUAAAAAAAAUUAACCACGUCAAUAAAUAAAUGUUGUGAUAUAAUAUAAAUGCACUAAGUGCUUACAACUUAUAGUGGGUUUCUACCAUUUGCAUUACUAAAUGACUCAAUGGAAUCGAUAGGUACGAAUAGUAGAUACUUAUAUGUUCAAAUUUGCUUCUUGUCAAAUAUUAAUUCCAAAAUAUUUCGAAAGUUAUCAAACAAUGUCUAAACAACUAAGAUUAACUGUUCUGGCAUAAAAAAGAGUUCCAAUAAAAAGUUGCACUGCCAUCGUGAAUUUAGUAACACAAAAGUUCAAUUUGGCCUCCUGUCGAAAAUAAAGUUCAACUAAUUUCAAACGUUAUCUAACAAUGGCAAGCAAUUUACAAACGAAUUUGUUAGAUGUGUUAGAUCGAUGUCUGCUAAUGUUGUGCUGCUCUGUUCAUAAGGACUACAAAAUGUAUACACUAUUUCACUAUAAAAAGACAGCUUUCGACGGCUUCAUCCGUUUCCAACGAUAAUUAAUUUUUUAGGAGCUACAUGUUUUUGAAAAUUUAAGAGGCGAGGAAGGUUAUGCCGGUCUAAUGGUGCAAUAAUGGUCACUCUUGGUUAAAACGUCAUCUAGAAGUUCUAUUUUGAAAAAUUGUAGAUCUCUUGUAACUCCCUCAGGCGUUAAAUUUUGAAAAACCCCGUCUUCGUGAGUCAUUACAUCAUAAAAUUGAACUAUAGGUAAUGUUCAAAUUUCAUAGUGGUUUUUCCUUGGCAAUGAUGAAACAGUCAAUCGAGACAACCUAUUACACAAAUUAUAUAUUAUAAACGCGUAAUAUUAAUCUCUAUAUUAUAAUAUGCAGUACAUAAAAUACACCGCAAAUAACGCGUACAAGUUCAUCGACGGGGUUAGUAAUAAUGACUUGUUGAACAUAAAAAAUAACGAUUUUAAUACGCGUACGUCGUCGGGGCAUGUGAAAAUAAUAUAGAAACACGAGAGACAUUAAAAAUAUCGGUUUUAAACGUCGUCACGAAAAAUUCAGUUAAUUUUAGAAACUAAUGCCGAAAGAAAGAAACGAAAGAAAUAAAUGAAUACCGAAUAAAUAAUAUUAUUAUAAUACACCUUAUUACUUUAUGGGGAAAAUGUUGUAUUUAAACUCCAUUCCCGUCCACGGGGAGUAAAGAAAUAUUGUCGUACCACAGGGUUCGGUUCGCGAGGUUAGACCGGAGGUGACCGUCAAAAACCGUAGUGUCGACGAACCCGCGACCUUGACGGCGUAUCGUACCUGCAAGCCGUUUUUGUUAUUAUGUUGUUAACCGGUAUAGGUUAUGUUAGUAAAGGCAAGGACGUACGUCCAAGAGACGGGGAGGGGGAAUGAAAUUUAUUAUCAUAAAGUAUCUGUACGUGUAGGUACUGGAUUUAUUAAUUUGAAAUACAUACCUAACUCCUAACCAUUCAACGCAUUCAACGCUCGAAUUGGAAAAAUGAAAGAAGAGCGUUUAUAAGACUUUUAAAAAAAUAAUUAGCGUCUCUUGCAAUUAUUGAACUUGACCUAAUCCGUGGGGGGCUCUGCCCCAAUAACAAUUUUUAAAUAUAAUGCAAAAAUUAAUAAUUUCCGAAAAAAAAAAAAAAAAAAAAAAUUAUAACACUAUCGCAGGCUAAUUUUCGAUUGCUUAAUAUAUAUUUAAUUUAGAUUCUACUAAUUUAGCGAUUUUGUUAUUUUUUCCUAUAUAUAUACCACUUUUCUACCAGAAAUCUUACUCCGAUCAUCAAUUUUAGAGUUGAUGCCGUUGGUGGUUUCUAGUAGCCAUUUUUGUCUGGUUGGUGUAAUGAGAAGGUUAUUUUUAGAUAUUCCUUGUAGUAUUCUUUAUAAUGGCGAAAACCUAGAGAUAAUGUUGGAAAAACUGUAAUAUUUACAUGAUAACGAUUUUUUUCGUUGUAAUUCGGUGAAAAAUAAUCGUAUACGCCGAAAAUUAUAAUUCAUAUAGGUAUACAUAUUAUAAUUUACCGCAGCUCUUUUCAGACACGAUAUAAUUGAACUGAUUUUUAUAGCGAUGUAAGGAAUCCCCAAACGAUAUUCUAGAUACCUUGUUCAAAUCAGAGGUAUGGUAAUCAGAAGUGUAUUUUGUUCUGAGUACCGGUUUAAGCUUUCAACACCGACACAUAACACAUACUGUAUCGGUUGUUCACGUGGUGUUAUUAUUGGUAAUACGGUAUAAACGAGGGUAUACAGGGUGAUUCAUUAAGCAUGCCCACUUCAUUUUUAUGCUUUAAUUUUACAUAAAUUGAAAUUCUGAUAUUUGGAAUUUUUAAGUGUAUAGUUAAAGCUGGAAAAACGAAUAGGUACUUAGAUUUUUCACUGCUUUUAAGGAGUAACCUGUGUUGACGCCUAUUUUGGUUUUUCAAAUGAGAAUCUUUAAAAAUUCUAUAAAUAAACCGAAUAUUAAUUUAAAUUUCAUUUCGGUGUUGAUAUUUUUGAUUUCCGUUGACCCGUUGACGAGAUAUUCCACUUUUAAUUUUGGAUACGGGAAAAAUAGUGGAACAUUAUGAAAACGUUGCUCACCAUGCCGCCACACAAAUAAUGCUUUUUACACUGUUAUCCUUGGUAUUUUGUAAAAGAAUAACUCGGAAACUUGCAUUUCAAAUUUGAUUGUAAUACAUUUUCAGAAAAAUCAUCCUGUUUAGAAUAUUAACGCUUUAAAAAGUGUGUUAAGUUCUCGUUUGAAAAGCCAAAGUCUGUAUCAUCACUAGAUACUCCUUUAAUGUUGUGAAAACUCUAAGUAUUGAGCAUGCUUAAUGAAUGAUCAUGGGUACAUAAUAUUAGUGGGGUUCACAUCAAUUUUUUAGAGAGUAUACUAUUACACAUUCUGUGCUUUACAUCAUGAGGUAUUUUAUGUCUUUUUAUUGUUUAUACUGUUUAUAGGGAAAUAGAUACAUCAAUUAUAAAAAAACAUUAAAAUAAAACACUCGUAAUAUCCGAAUUUUUCUUCUGACUAUUUCUAUUGCUCAGGUAACCCAGAAAUCAAAACGAAUUAUAUUAAAAAUUGCCAGGUUUUCGGAUUUAUUAUAAAAACUACAAGAAAAAUCAAUAAACCGCCAUCUCUAAUAAACCAACUAAAUCCAAAAUUUUACACCAAAGUUCUGGAAUAAAGUUUUGAAUGAAGUAACAUUUCUGGUAAAAAAGUUAUUUAUACAGAAUCAUAAUAAAAACUUCCCCACUUCACUCAGAAUCUAAAUUUAUAUUUUAAAUCGUAGGAAAAUGUUGAAUUCUUAGUCAUAUAUAGUGAAAUAAAUUGAAUUUAUGCAUUAGUCUAUAUUAACGGUUUUAGAUGUAUAAACGGUAUGCUAAUUGAAUGGUUAAUGAUAAAAAACAGAGCUUAGAUUUUAUAGUAUUGCAAAUAACUGAAAUAUGUGCUAUAAUAUGACCUAAACAUUUAAAAAUAAGCCAGAGUAUGCCAUAAAAACAUGAAAAUAUAUUAAUUUUUAAUUUUUUUUUUUUUUUUUUAAUAUAUAAAUACAACCGAAAUAGAAGUCAUAAAUGUGAACUGUUCGGUAGGUAUGCAGGGCUACAUAAAAAUAGAUUACAAUAUGAAAUGAAAACGUAUAGGUAAUUUUCUUAUGGAUUCACAAAAUGACCAAUUUUUUUUUCUACUAUUUAUCAAAUAGCAAAAAUUAACAUUAAAAAUUGAAAAAACUAAAAUAUAAAAUACUUCAAACGUGCAAAAAUUAACAAUGUAAAAUUUGGUAUUCAGAGUCCUUGGCACGUAAAACAAUUAUUAAUGUACAGCUCACUCUGAUAUUUUUAUCUGUGUCCUGUAGUAAAUUAGCGAACGCUAUAAAAUCCGAGCCCUGAUAAUAAUAUAAUAAUAUAUCACGACAAAUUAAACAAAAAAAAAAAAAAAAAAAAACUAUUCUGAGCAGAGUUCAGUUGAUAGUGUUGCUUUGUCAACAAUACACAUCAUAUCGUAUUAUGGUAAAAUAGUUACACACGCAUUAUAUAAUGAUUAUAUAAUGAUAUUAUUAUGGAAAAUAAUUAUUGAACUAUUGUUUUCUUCGAUGAUAUUUGUUCAACAUCGUACCUAUUACAUCGGUUUUUCCCCGUUUAUCGGGAGAACUCCUGGGAAAAUCGAAAAAUUUCCCACGCUUAGAGUACCUGCCCGGUCCGAUUUCGUCUCGGGGGAAGCGCUAUCGUUGAAAACUGAAGCGAAAUCGCCGGCGGAAAAAUUGUAUCCGAAAAAAAUACGGCGUGUAAUUAUUAAACCUACCCCGCGGGGGGUGAACACCGUUGUGCGUAUUUUGUACGUUAACGGGUAGGCGCGAUUAUCUCGAGCGAACGGUAAUCGCUCGCGCUCCGGAACAUUAAAAUAUAAUAUUUCAUAAAACGUACGGGAAAACAAGAAGGGAAAAAAAAACAAUUCGCUAAUAAUACCGCGCGCGUAACGGGCGGCCGGCUGCGACGCGCCGCGGCCGUCGUCUGAGGUCGCGGCCGCGCGGUCAUUCCGGUCCGCGAGUCCGGCGGACCUGUUGCGCGCCUCCGUAACGAUAAUUGUUGUUGUUGUCGUCGUCGUUGUCGUUGUUGUUGUUGUUGUUGUUGCUAUACGCGCCGAGCUCGUUACUCGUUAUCACUCGCGCGCGCCGAGCCGGUGCGGUGUGGUAAAUCGAAAACCGAACGUUUUUUUUUUUUUCUGUUUAUCAUUUUUAAAAAAUCCGUCUUGUCGUCGCUAACGCCGAACGUUGCCGAACCGACAACCGCUCGCGCCGCCGCCGCCGCCGCCGCCGCGUAUUGUUGUUUAAUCGUUUUUAGGCGCGGGCACAAUAAUAAUAUCGUGCGGGUCGCGCUGCACCGAUCACGGGAACCGCAACGCCCGCGAUCGCGCUAUAUAACAGCCGCGCGUUUAACAGAUAAGACGCAUUCGAGGAUAAGGCUCGUCACGGCGACGGUCCUCGUGUAACCCCGUCGCGUACCCGUACCCCGUAUCGCCCGUUGUCGUUCCUUCCGCCGGUCGGAACGCGUUUCCGUUUUCGUGUUUUGCGUUUUUCACUAUUCUCCGCGCCCGCGGCCAACGCGCGUCGCAACGCCCGCCGCAACCACACGCCCGGGGUGCCGUAGUCGCCAUGUCCGGCCGCCGCAAGAGCGUCGUCGAAAACUGCAGCAAAACGGCCGCCGAAGUCGCGACGAACAUUUUCCGGACCAACGGAGACGGACAAAGUAAGGCGCCGGGAACGGUUAGACAAAAAAAAAAAACCGAUAAAAAAAAACAAAAAAAAAAAAAAAACGAACGAACGAACGAACAAAUAAAAAACCGCCCGGACUGUAAACCCGCGCGGAUGAAAACUAUUACACGCUUACGCCGCCGUAUAAUUUAUCGUUAUAUUUACACUCGCGAUAAUAAUAAAAAUAACGGCGAAAACGGAAAAAAAUUCCCGUUCGCGAGAAUUAACGUACCAAAAAUAACGCGAAUAAUAACAUCGUAAUUAUUAUAUUUUCGCGUUGGCGCUGGUCGUCGUGUGCGAACGGCGGGUGGGGGCGGGGAAGGCGGGCUCAUUUUGUUCAUUAAGCGGACGCGAUUUUUAAAACGCACCCAACGACAACGGACAAUACAAUAAAAUUACAAUAAAUAUUCACUACGCUGGAAAACGGGCGAAAAAAACGGGGGGGGGGGGGGGUGUUUUUUUUUCCAUCUCGGGUUUUCAUACAGUACAAUAAUUAUUAUUUUCGUGUAUACAGAUAACAAUAUUCACAACCCGAAUCGGGACCGACGUUUUACCGCACACCACCCUGGAUGCAUACUUGCGUUGUACGCAUUUACCGGCUCGUUCCAAUAUCACAAUGCUAAUUCUAACCGGGUAUAGGGUAAUACUUACAUGUAGACCCGACGCCGAAAAUAAUUUCGUGGUAAUGUGGAUGGAGGUGGGUUACACAAUGAAAACGUACGGCGUUCCGAUUUUACUGCAAUAACGUACAAACGUAGUAAAAUUAUAAACACAUAAAGCACGGACAGAACAUUUCGGGGAAAGGUUAUGCGUAUCUCCGACAAUAUCAACGCUCGGAAGGAACGGAUUCAAACGGAUUCGUCCGUAUGAUAUUGUGCGCUUUUCGGGAAUUCAUCGGAAACGGAUCCGGGUGGGGACGAGGAACGAUUUGUGUUUUUCAGUAUAAUUAAUUUCAAUAACCCUAGACGUUCUCGAACAUUUUUCAAAUAUACUACAUUUUUUGAUUAUUGUCGGUAUACGUCCGUUCCAAUGUCGUCAUUAUGGAGGACGUAUGCAGAUUAGGCGUUUGUGCAAUCGAUAAUAUAGUAAACUAUUUCAAUAAACAAAAAAAUAAUUUGAACGCGAACCGAUUCCCCUUUGUAUGGAACUCUCCAAGCGCCGCGUAUAAUACCCAAGGCGAAUAAAAUAAAACCCGCCGUAUAGACAAGCCCGGAUUAAGACAUUUGUCAGAGGUCCCGGGGCCGCCGGACCGUUCGACGAGACGCUCGUCGCACGAAAAAUGUUUACUAACCAGCAGCACGUCUUCGCGGAAAACGGAACAGCGCGAAUAGCACGGACGUGUCGUACGUAUUCAAAGGCCGCGAGUAUCAUUCAGACAAAUGAUCGUAUUGUUUGCUAACUAAGUUACGCCAGUGCCGACAGUUUCUCUUUUUGUGACGACACGCGAAUAAGUCUGUGCCGUGCGCGGGCGACGACGAGAAACCAAUUGAAAUACCAAAGUUAACGGUUAAAUCGCACGCGCGAGACACGGUCAGGUUGGGUUCCGCGGGUAAAGACCGGCGCCCCGGGAGUCUGGUGGCCACGCGCCUCCCCUUAAGCCUCCCCCCCCACCCGUCAAUCCGGACACGCGUGCUUACGUACCGCGUCGCGACGACGUGCACGCGACGCAUUAUUAGGUUAUCGCAAAAUUUUAAUCGCACGGUCCGUUCGAUUGGUUCGUCUCGACCGACCGCCGCAAACAACGACGGCCCGAUAAAAACCGAUUAAAUUGUCACUGUACCGUAAUGUUAUAGCAAAUGCGUCGCGGUCACGUUUUAUGGCGCAGAAAUAAUAAACAGCUCCGCGCGCCACGGUUCGUCCAUUAAGACGACAACAACGUCCGCGUAUUAGGUAAUCGUAUUCGUUAUUGACGUUAUUAUUGUUUUUUUUUUUCCCGCCGAAUACGUAAAUAAGCGAACGCGUUAUCGACGUUGGUCAACCACCGCGUACAACAGUCGGCAGCGGUCUCGGGUCGUGCACACGCAACCGCAAAUCCGCCGUUGGAAUAUUCCCACCGUCCGCGCGUUUCCGAAAACCAUUACGCGGCGCUUGCCGCGGUUCGCCCGGUUGUUGUCGCACGCGUUUUUAAUCGUUUUUAACCGGGCGCCCGUCGCGGAACGUCGUCGCCGUCUUGCGACCGCCGCGUUUGUCGCGGUAAUAUUUUAACCGUACGAGCCGCGCGCCCGUUGCGCGAUGCCAAUAUCGUUCAACUCGCCGCGUACAAAAUACCGUCGCGCGCUUACGCGGGUCGCUCCCCCCCCCGGGUUGUUUGUCACCGUCCGCGGAUAUUUCUCCUCCUCCGUCACCGCACCGCCCCUCCCCCCUCCCCCCUACCAACCCCGUUAUAACCGUUCGGCCCGGCCGAACGCUGUGAUGUCGCGCUAAAAUGCCCGCAGGGGCGGUGCGCGGGGCAGACCGCCAGGGUCAGGACCGCACGUAGGGCCGUUCGCGUUCGUAAAACCGCGCGCGCGCGUAAUUAUUCGCGUGUUACACGCUGUUCUGAACGUCGCGAACACGCGGCCGCGGUUAUGGUGUGCACACAUUCGCGUGCGUUGUGCGUGACUGGAAUUCGCUCGGGGGCGAAUCUAUAUCGGAAAUGCGAGACGGACAAGACGAACGGGGAAAAAAAAAAAAAUAAAAUAACCGCGCGGCACGUGCGGCACGCGUUUCUACGGACGCGCGGUAUAGGAGAUACCAUUGUCUUUACAACCGAUUGCGGUCAUUUUAUCAAUAAUAUUAUUACUGUUUUAUUCUUUCUAUCGCUCCUCCCCCCCCCGUUCAAAUGUAUUCAAGGUCAUAACCAUGGUACACGGCAGUCCACGUUUGUUUGCAAACGUCGCGUUUUAAUUUACAAACUAGAAAAACAUAUUGCGUUCGCCCACCCAGCUGAUAACUAUGCGAUAUUAUUUCGUAAUAUCUACUCGGUAGAUACGCGGUUUUCAACGCUCUUUGCCGCAAAAAUGUUAAGUAGCUUAUCGCCGCGUAUAAUAUUAUAAUACAGUAGUAACCGUCUGCGAUAUUCUAAUUUAUUACGCGAGUAUACCUUCCGUUUUCAGUCAUGCCAAAGCCAUUAAAAUUUAUAACCGCCAAGGUUAUCAAAAAAUGACGUAAACGGAAAAAAAAAAAAAACAAUAAUUGUCUAUAGUGUAAUAAUUUACAAAUUAGAUUUAAUAAGUGCCUCUGCUCAACUAUUAUUACUAUUACAAUCUGUAUUAUACUCUUCAUUAAAAAUCGGAAAAAUAAACAAAUUAUCAUCGGAUAAUACAGCGAGUAUUGUUAUUAAUUUAAUUGGCCGUUUUUGUACCAUAACGCGCGUAUUUAAUUUGUGUAAACGUUUUAUAUGAAACAAUAGUUCAAUUAAAUAAAACUCGGCAGCUGUGCGGUGAAUCGGAAAUCGAUAUAAUAUAUACUGAUUUGUGUACAAAAUUUCUUUCGUAAUACUACACUAAUGAACACUCCAGGGCUCGGAUUUUCAAAACACUAACAAUUACUAAAAUAUGUCAUCUAAAACGUAGAAAUAGUAAGAGAAAAUAACCGUCAAAUUUCGUUUGUCUAUUAUACUGUUGUUAUUUUUUUUAGUGCUUUCAAAUCGGUCGUAAUAAUUAUGCGUUUAUACAUAAUCGAUAAAUCACCAAUGAGUUAAUUCGCAAUCAAAUAAAUUGAAAUAAAUUUGAAUGAAGAUCGGCGCGAUUGAACGCUGCCGUUCAGAAUAUUGUCAAUGAAUAACGUUCGAACGAUGUUUGUGAAAAACGCGAAAUCAAUAUUGUUCGAUGCAGAAAAGAGAGAGAGUAGGCGAAAAAAAAAAAAAAAUGAAAAAUCGCCCAAUUGGCCGCGCCGGGGCGUAAAACAAAAUGUUUGAGCACACUCUGUUAUUAUUUUUUUACCCGCGUUCGAUAUUAAACAACGGUGAUAAUCGUAUCACAACCGCCUGAAUGUAUCAAUCAAUAUUGUUCGAUGCAGAAAAGAGAGAGAGUAGGCGAAAAAAAAAAAAAAAAAAAAAAAUCGCACGCGCGAAUCGUGGGUUUUGUUUUUUUUUUUUGACGGCCCGGACCGAAACACCGCAACCGCCGGCGUUUACACGGGUACACCCGUGCUGUUUGCCGACAAUACGUGGGCAUACGGGGGGGAAAUAAAGACCAUUAACCCCCGUCCCGCCGAAUAUCGCCGCCUUAAAAUCGUUUAAACUUCGCCGCCGCCCGUGAAACGUCGCCCGCUCGGGCGCGCCACCGCGAUGGCGUCCCUCGCGCUUGUCGGGGCGCGCACAAUCAAAGCGCGUCGUGUUACGUUCGUGCGUUUAAUUUUGCGCGCGCGCGUUUGACGCGUAGCGCCGGCGUGUAUCGCAAUAAUAUAUUCGAUGCGAUACUCGGUUUACCGGCCGCGCGGCGUGUGCGUACGGGACGGGAGCGAACGCGGCGCGCGUCUCAAUCAUUGCUCUUUUAUUAUUCAAAUUGGCGGACGGUUACCGCGAGACGUUGCGUCGGACAGACGCGUUUGUACGGGCGCGCGGCGUUUCAGUAACCGAACGGCGGCGGCGGCGGCGGCGGCGUUUUGUGCACGCGUCCUGUGUGCCGCGUGUUGUGCGCGCAGCGAGAGAAUUCAAUUCCGUUGCGAAAAUACAAAACACCACAGUGUACGUAUACAUAUGCAUAUAUACGUACGUACAAACGUACAAGUAUGCGUUAUACGGUGACACCGGAACGGCGGCGCUGUCUUUAAAAUGGCUUCAUCGCAAUUUCGGUUGGGCGCGAUUGUCCUCCGGCGGAGGGACGGGGAGACCGAGAGAGACGGACGAAAAGAAAUAAAUUUCCAUUUGUCCGGCGACGCGUGUGUGUGUGUGUGUGUGUGCGUGUGUGCGUGUGUGCGCGCGCGUUCAACGGCGUACAGGACGAAAUAACACAGGGUAUAAAAACCGACGGGACGCGGUCGUACGGGUCCGUCGACACACGCUACGUUUUGUUUUCGUCCGUCGGGCUCAUAAGGCGUUUCUCACGGCACACACCCGGGUGCCAUAUAUAUAUAUAUAUACAUAUAUAUAUAUGUAUAUAUAUAUAUAUAUAUAAUAUAUUUUUAUACAUAAGAUAUACGUACGUACUCAGGUAUGUCGGUACGUGUAAAACAGUUGUAUGCUAAUAUAAAUAUAUAUAUAUAUGUCAUGUACAGUAUCGUAAUGGUUACAAAGUCCCGCGUCGCGUUUCGUUUCGUGUUUCAGACUUGUCCGGCAUGGGUAGUAAAAAGAGAGAGAUCAACGCACCGCUCAUAGUCGUCUCCAAUCGACUUCCGUUCGUGCUGACCAGAAACGCAGACGGAGAACUUGUGCGGAAACAAAGGUAAACAAAACAAUACCAUACCGACGCGCGGUAACGAUGCGAAAAUAAUGCGACGCGUCAAUGAUGCGAGAAAAAAAUAUAAACAAAAUUUGUAUCGCGUUUUACCGUGAAAUCGUCACGGGCGAACGAAUUCGCCGACAAUUACCUUUCUACUGUCUUACGUGGUUCAAACUAAUAUUGCGCGUACUGCAUAUGGGGCCGUCUGUAACUCAACAAUGUUUACCGAUGUUAAAUUUGUGCCGUGCGUGUUGUUAUUUCGCAUGCGCUCGUUGGGCGUUGAAAAUAAUUUGCGCGUGUACGCUCCAGUUAAAACGGUGUAUUAUUAUUACGCACGGUAAACUCGUAUGUAUUUUGAAUGCGGUUUUCUACACAAACCGGCCGAUACGUCAUCAGAAUGACCGUUGAACGCUCAUCUAGCCUCGGGUAAUCCCGACAAAACGCCUAGACGCGACUGGGUCCAAAUUUUUAUUCGGGGAAGAGUUAAUGCCCUCGUCAUAAUAUUCGCUUCUCUCUCCCGGAAAAAAAUACACCUUUACACGACCUGCAUCUACUCUCAAACGGUCUCUGAUAAAUCCUAAUAUGCGAAUUCAUAGUAAACAAAUAAAUACUGAAUUAUAUAAUACUUGAUACGUAAACAAACCUAGGUCAAGUUUGUUUUGCCAAUUUUCGCAGUGUAAUAAAUUCAUUUUUAAGUAAGGAAAAAAACAAAAAAAACACAAUUUAUAAAUAAUAAGUAAUAUAAUUUGUUUUUCUAUUGAUUUCUUUUAAACGACUCGUAGAUCUAUAUUAUAUCAGUGACCAUAGACGUAACUGGACAUUUUUGUAGAACAGGUAUGUGAGAAGUUAUCUUACAAGGUUAUCGCCAAAUCGACUCCAGUCCAUGAUGGCAAACCGAUUAAUCCGGAAUCGGUAAAUUGCAUUUCCAAAAAAUGUCAAUUACUAUGUAAAUUGCGGUCCGGGUAUUUUUUUGUACAAUGUUAUAUGAUUAAAUAUUUUCGAUUCAUACGUAAACUACAUCUUAGACUUUUUUUACACAAUCAAUAUUUUCCUUUUCAUUUUUCAGACUUAGGAUUGACAAUAUAAUUAUUGUAUUAAUAUUUUAGCACUUUGUGAAAACAAAAUUUGAAUCCGUUAACCACUUUCAACGUGUUCUUUUUUAUAAAGUUAAUUUGUAUUAAAUUGAAAUAUAAAAAUACACUAUCUUACACAUAUUUACCAGUUUCUUAAUUAUACAUUUUUACCUGAUAUACUUAAUUAUUAUUUGUUAAUAAUACAAUUUUUAACUAUAAAUAAAAAACAGCAAAACCAAUAUUUUUACCCAUACUGAUAUUUAUACAAUCAUAUUGGCAGUCCUAAGUCUGAAAAAUCGAAAGGAAAAUAUCGAUUUUCCAAAAAAAAGCCUUAGACAUAAUUUUUCGUAUGAAUAUAAAAUAUUUAGGCAUAUAAAAGGUGUCCCACGAAAAUAUACCCAUUGCCCAUAUCUUUAAAGAUAAUGAAGAUAAUCAAAUUUUGUUUUUUUUUUUUAUAAUAUUCACAGGGAUAAGGACUACAAAUAUUUAUAUUUCAAUUCAUUUUUUAUAUUUCGAUAAAAAACUUAACAUUUUUUUUUAAUUUAUUGUUUUUAAAAAAUUUGAAGGCACAAAAUUUUUAUUUUUUAUUAAAUUCGUAGUUUUUAAUAAUUUUUUAAAGUUCAGAGGAAAAAAGUGUACAGUUAAACUAUCUAUAAUAAUAACAACAAAUUAGCGAAUGCGAUUACAGCCUGCUGCACAAUUAUAGAUAAUUUUCUCUGAACUUAAAAAAUCAUUACAAAUCAUGAAUUUAAUAAAAAAUGACAAGUUGUUACGUCAAAAUAUUUAAAUAAACACUAUAAAUGGCUGGCCAUCUUCAAAAUGUUUCAAAAAUAUUAAAUAAAAUCAUUUUUAAAAUUUUUUUUACUAAAUUAUAAAUAUAUGUAGACUUUAUCCCUACGAAUAAUAAUAAUAAUAAUAAAAAAAAAAACUGACUAUUUCUAUUAUCUCAGAAGAUAUUGUAAUAGGUAAGAUAUAUCUUCGUGGGACACCCUGUACACAAAAUGUACCUAGGCCACAAUUUAUGUUUGUAUAAAAUACACUCGGACCACAAUUUACACAAAAGAAUAAAAAAUGGGGCACAAUUUACAACGACCUCAUUAAUCAGGCAUUGAUAAUAAUUUAGGAAACCUAAAUUCACAUUAAAGACGCACUGAUAUUAUUUUGUUCUGAAAAAUUAUUAUUUUAAUAUGAACUUUAUUUUAGUGGAAAAUGAUAAAGGAGACGUCUAAUAGAAACGUGUAUUAAAGCAAAAGGGAAAGGUUCAUUUUGGAAGAAAUAGGUUCUGCCGAUUACAUUAUCAACAAGUGGUUUAGGCGUUUUAGUUAUACGCAUAAUUUUUAUGUUCUUCGGUCAAUCCACAAUUAUUGUCAUUUAAAGAAUUUUCAUAUGAAAUAUUAAAUUCAAGGUCAAUAAUAUAUUAAAAACAUAAUUUAUUUAAAUUCGCUUAACUACGCCAUUUUAAUGCUAAAUUUUGCUCAGGUCAAAUUGAUUGUAUCGGUUUUGAAUACGUUAUUUUGCGAUAGAAAAAAAUUUAAAAAAUGUAUUCAAAUAUUACAUUUUAAGAAUAGUUUUUAGUUUCGAACUGCGAUUGAAUUUAUUUUAUUUUUAUCAAAUUUUUUUAUUGAUUAUAAUUAAUUGUAAUUGUAUAAUUAUUAAAGUGCUGGCGGUCUUGUAACGGCUGUCGCGCCCGUCGUAGUCGAAUGUAAAGGCACGUGGAUUGGAUGGUCUGGUUUAUUCGAUUUGAAACCUGAUGAACAAAUUCCAGAAUCCGAUCCGGAAGACAAUGCACCAACUGCCGGGCUUAAAUCUAGCCAAGUAAAUAUUUAAAAUAAUAAUCAUGUGUACCCAGAUAACAGUGGUGGUCAGACGGGGGGGAUGGGGGAUGAUUAUCCUUCCUUCAGUACCUUAUUUUUCUUAAAUUGUUGUAACAAUAUGUACAUAUAUCAAUAUUAUAUCAUUAUAGAUUUAAACAAAUUAUGUAAAAAGGUUCAUACAAAUUGUAUUUGUCUCCCCUUCCUAUGACAGAAUUAUUUGACAGCCAAUGCCAGCAAAUAAUACAAAUAACAUAACCUAACCGCACACCUUUUCCUUUUCGUUUUAUCAUUAGAUUUGAUUAGAAUAUAUUUAUAAUUUCAGAUUAUUCCAGUUCAUCUGGGAAAAGACGAGUUCGAUGAAUAUUACAACGGUUGUUGCAACGGCACGUUUUGGCCUUUGUUCCAUUCGAUGCCCGACCGCGCGAAUUUCGUGUCGAAACACUGGAAGGUAAUUUAAACGUGUACCUAUGCGUUUGAAACGUUUGUUUAUAAUAUUCAAUUAUUUUUUUAUUUUUUUGCGUCUUAUUUUAUUUAGGCUUAUUGUAAAGUCAACGACAAGUUCGCUGACUGUACACUGGAUGCCGUGAGGAAUAUCAUCAAAACCCUUGAUGAAGCAGGCGAUCAUGACACAGCUCCUCUGGUGUGGAUUCACGACUAUCAACUGUUGACGACCGCAACCAAAAUCCGACAGGUGUGCGAAGAAGAGGAUCUCCGGUGUAAACUCGGCUUCUUCUUGCACAUACCGUUCCCGUCGUGGGACAUCAUGAGACUGUUACCAUGGGACGAUCAAAUUCUCCAGGGAAUGUUAGGUAUGUGAACAUUAAAAACAAUCGUUAUAAUAAUUAGAGAUCAAACAUUUCCAGAAAAAUAAUGGAAAUUUUCGAGAAAAAAACAAUUUUGAUUCCUAACAACAAUAGUUAAAUUUUUAUAUCCAAGCAAACCUAUCUAUAUCGUCGAAUAAUACUAAUAAUUAAAAAUUGUAUGUAAUCACGGUAUAGCGUACGAUUUUGCCGGAUUCCACAUCGAGGAUUACUGUUUGAAUUUUAUCGACUGUUGCUGUCGCAGACUCGGUUGUCGAGUGGACCGUACCAACAUGUUGGUCGAACUCGCCGGACGCACCAUCCAAGUGAAAGCCCUUCCGAUCGGUAUACCGUUCGAACGGUUCGUGCAAUUGUCGGAAAAAGCUCCGGCUUUUCUGAACAUGUCCGACGAUGUAAAGGUCAUACUCGGCGUCGACCGAUUGGAUUACACAAAAGGUAAAAUAGUCGCGCCCGGAAUAGGUUUUUAAAAAACACGUCGAAUUUGUAUCUGAGCAUUUCGAAAUAAUGUGUAAUUUAUAUAUUGUUGUGUUCAGGGCUCGUGCACCGGAUCCUCGCGUUCGAAAAGUUUCUCGAAAAGUUCCCCGAGUUUUGGGAAAAAGUCGUGUUCCUGCAGAUUUCUGUGCCGUCCAGGACGGACGUUAAGGAGUAUAAACAGCUCAAGGACGAAACCGAACUGCUCAUCGGACGUAUCAACGGCCGUUUCUCCAUGCCCAACUGGUCGCCGAUUCGGUACAUCUACGGGUGUCUGAGUCAAGAACAACUGGCCGCCUUAUACCGGGACUGCGCCGUGGCUCUGGUCACUCCGCUCCGGGACGGCAUGAACUUGGUGGCCAAGGAGUUUGUCGCCUGUCAGAUCAGGACGCCGGGUGUGCUGAUCCUUUCGCCGUUUGCCGGAGCCGGCGGCACCAUGCACGAGGCGCUGUUGGUCAAUCCGUACGAACUAGACGAAAUGGCCAACGUCUUGAACCGGGCGCUGAAAAUGCCGCUCGAUGAACGUGAGCUCCGCAUGACCCAACUGCGUCACAGAGAACAGCUGUUGGACGUCAAUUAUUGGAUGACGUCAUUCUUCUCGUCCAUGGGUGCCCUGAAGGACGAGAAAGAGGGUCCCCCGAAAACUAUGAGACUGCAGCUCGACGAUUUCGAUAUGUACCUGAGCAACCACAUCGCCGGCGCGGGAAAGCUGAGUCUGAUACUGGACUACGACGGUACGCUCACCCACCUGACGUCGCAUCCGGACCUGGCCAUCAUGUCCGAGGAGACGAUCAAAGUGUUGCAGAGACUCACCAACAUGACGGACGUGAACAUCGCCAUAAUAUCGGGCCGUACGCUGGACAACGUCAAGUCGAUGGUGGGCAUCGAGAACAUAACGUACGCGGGCAGUCACGGUAUCGAGAUCCUGCACCCGGACGGCACGAACUUUGUGCACCCAGUGCCCAGACAAUACGAACAAAAAAUAUCGGGCUUACAAAAGCUACUCAUGGAAGAAGUGUGCAAGGACGGCGCGUGGGUGGAAAACAAAGGGGUCAUGUUGACGUACCAUUAUCGGGAGGCGCCGCCGGCCAAACGGGAACAGCUGGAACGUAGGGCCAUCGAGAUAUUCAAGAACGCCGGGUUCGAUCCGCACCAGGGUUUCUUGGCCAUCGAGGGCAAGCCGCCAAUCACCUGGGACCAGGGUCGCGCGUCCAUCUAUAUACUCCGGACCACGUACGGGGUGGAUUGGUCGGAGCGCGUUCGUGUCAUAUACGCCGGGAACGAGGACGCCAUGUUGGCGCUGCAGGGUAUCGCUUGCACGUUCCGUGUGGACCCGUCUCCGAUAGUGCAGACGGCCGCGGACUUUCGGCUGUCCGGUCCGGACGCGGUGCUGACCAUGUUGAAAUGGGUAGAGAAAGAGAUGCACAAACGGAUGCCCACGCUGAACCGGACGGUCAGCAACAGCCGGUUGCAGAACUCCUCGUUGGCGCACAGUAUCCGGUCUCAGAUGAGCAUCGACCAAAAGGAAGACGAAAAAGAGAAAAUGAUUUUGCUGGCGAGGAGAUCGAAACUAACGACAUGAACGCAAUACGCACAACUGCAGUACGCGCGUCAUAACAACGUAGGCGCCCAUCGAUAUACACGACACCGUAACGCGGAUGUUCAUUGUACAGUGUCCGAUUACACGGCACGUGAACGAUGAAUUACAAUUUUCACGUUGGAAAAUAACCGUCACGCGUAUUUUAUUUAUAAUUGUUGAUAAAUAUAAGUAGUGCAUAUGCAUAAUAUUUUAUAGGAUUAGGAUCGUUGUUUUUUUUUUUUUUUUUCUAGUUAUAAUAUUUAAUACGUUUUUCGACUAUGUAUGUAUUUGUUUUAUUUGUUAUAUAUAUAUAUAUAUAUAUAUAUAUACAUAUAUACUACUAUUAUUGAUAUUAUUACUUUAAUGUAUUACAAUAUUAUUAAACGAUCGACUUGAAUGACAAAAAAAAAAAAAAUAAUAAUAAUAAUAAUAAUGAAAAAUAAUAGAAAACCGCGUGAAUAUUGAUUUUCAGUGCGGACAAUAUUGACGACAUUAUCGUUUCGUACGUUGUUAUAUGUUUGUGUUUGUUGUAUUUGUUUAUAAUAUCGUCGAGCCGCUUGAAACGGCUCUUUCACUGGGCGUUGAAUUUCUUCAUCGAGUUCAGACCCACCGGGGUCGGCGCGGCACCGUGUCCGUACUUUUCGUAGGCCGAGUUCAAGGCUUGCAGUAUCGGCCCGACGUACUCGAUGGAUCUACGCAACAGAAAAAAAAAAAAAUAAUACGAGUAAACAAAUAAUGUUAUUUUGUAGUAAACACACACGCUGUCGGCUAUUGGUGACACGACAGUAUAAACUAUAAUACAACGUUAUUGUAAUUUCCACGUGGAAUUUCACCGUGUCAAACUUUCCGUAACCGUUGACGUUGACUUAUUAUUAUUGAAUCGACCAAAAACAACGGGUUCGAUAAUACAUUUCGCGAAGGCGCCUGUUAUCGCAUAUCCGAAUCGGAAUACAUUUUCAACGUUGAAUAAAAAAAUCAAUGAAAUCGUAAAAUAAAUGUAUAACGGUUGUCGGAGAAUCGGUACGGUCGUUAAAAAUCAGGGUUUCUUAAAUUGCACAAUGGUAAGUUUUAAAACUGAAAA
Cinara cedri is the source of this 26128-nucleotide messenger RNA. The record is from the annotation of a GenBank genome assembly. NCBI's taxonomy places the organism in Eukaryota, Metazoa, Arthropoda, Insecta, Hemiptera, Aphididae.